AUGGGCGCUGCCCUAAUCGACGAUCCAGCAGCAGCUCCAGAAAUCGAGAACGCCCAGGCAGAGGACUGCCUGUAUCUCAAUAUAUGGGUGCCAGCAGGCACCCCCCCGGAAAGCGGCUGGCCAGUCCAGGUCUUUAUUCAUGGAGGCUGGCUUCAGAUAGGUGAUGCCAAUCAAACGAACAGUUACGAUCCUUUCGAUCUGCUAGCUAAUUCUACACCACGCAUCAUCGUCGCUCCGACGUAUCGACUCAACAUUUUUGGAUUUCUGGCUGGGAAAGAGUUGCAAGAAGCAGAGCCUGAGGAGCCGGCACCUGGCAACUAUGGUCUUUGGGAUCAAAGAGCUGCUCUCGAGUGGAUUUAUGCCAAUAUCGGUCAUUUUCAUGGCAAUCGAGACCUAAUCACUCUAUACUACGAUACUUAUCAGCCAGCGGAAAAGAGAAUCAUCAAACAAGCUUACUUCUGGUCGAAUGCAAUUGCAGUGCAACCAAACACAGCAACAGCCCCAAUCCUGACCGAUCAGUGGUAUGAGCUGAUCAAUGUUCUGAGCAUCAAAGCGGACACACCAAAAGGCAGACUAGCAGCACUGCGGGCAGUGCCAGCUAAAGAUAUUGUUGCGGCGAUAGCCAAAUUGAAGAUGCAUACUUUCCGCACCAGUACAGACGAAGACUUUGUGCCCGACAACUUGCUAAGAACGAUACACGAUGGCAGCUUUGCAGCGCUGCUCGCCGAACAUGGUGUCCGCAUUAUGCUGGGCGAAGUCAAGGACGAAGCUCUGCUAUACAAACUCAUCAACCCACCGAGCACAUACUCAGGGCUCAAAACGCAAGUACAGAACUAUUACCCCAAGCACGUAGUUGAUCAACUCCUGAGCUUGACCGAAAUCUAUGACAUUCCGAGUGAGAGUGAGAAGGGAGCGGAACAGAGAUUUACCGAUGUCUUUGCAAGCAUAGUUGCUGACAUGCAGGUUCAUUCAGCGCUGCGUGGAAUGACAAAGUGUUUACUUGCACCUAGCAACGGCACAAAAGACGUGCCGGAAGUGCUGCGAUACCGCAUAGCAUGGCGAGCAAAAGGCUUGGACAGAUACCUCAGGCCCGAGGUUGGUGUAUGUCAUGCUGCAGAUAACCCAAUCUGGUGGUUAAGUGGCUAUCGGGCAGGAUUUAAGGAAUCUGAUCGAAAGGCUGCGGACGAAUUCCUGCGGCCAUUCGGUGAGUUCCUUGAGGGUAAAUCAUGGAAAACGAAGCAAAGAACGGGCGAGGAGGGAGCAAGGAGGAUCGAUAGGUAUAUCAACGCAGAAGGAGUGACUGAGCAGGAUGUUGAGGACCGGCUGUGGGAGAAGGGCAUAAAGGUCUGGGACGCAGUUGCUGAAGUACAAGGCGUGAAGUAG
This is a messenger RNA of Lithohypha guttulata, 1383 nucleotides long. RefSeq lists its product as uncharacterized. NCBI's taxonomy places the organism in Eukaryota, Fungi, Ascomycota, Eurotiomycetes, Chaetothyriales, Trichomeriaceae. Gene Ontology annotation, molecular function: serine hydrolase activity. The transcript has 2 exons. The record is from RefSeq and is a predicted model, not a curated record. Bases 1 to 1383 code for a protein of 460 amino acids.